Molecule: messenger RNA, 1193 nt
Organism: Paraphaeosphaeria sporulosa
Lineage: Eukaryota; Fungi; Ascomycota; Dothideomycetes; Pleosporales; Didymosphaeriaceae
Exons: 3
Coding region: 199-1155 (318 amino acids)
Source: RefSeq, a predicted model, not a curated record
GCCCCUCUCUCCACCUCGUAACGCCAGCCUCCUCGUACUUCCAUCGCCACCAUUAAACGCCCAUCUCUCCCAGUUUCAGAAUCCAUGACAUUACCAGCAUCUGUGUAGGCAACAGCCAAUCAUACCACAAGCCCUGCAACCACCUUGAAGUAGCGUUGCCUGAUCGGGCAUCUCACUCGUACUAUAUACAAAGUCGAGAUGACAACCGCUGAGGCGAAUGUCUCUGGGAAUGCUUCACAGAUACAUGAAGCAUCUCUCAACAUGGACACCACACCAGAAUCAUUGUCACCGGCACAGCAAGAAGCACAGCAUAUCCUAAAGCAUCUCCUCACCAAGCUGCAAGACCGGCAGUCGAAGUACCAUGCCCGGUUUGCAAAAUGGAUACUUCGACAUCCAAACUUGGUCCCUUUUAGCAUGGACUGCGUUCGUCCCCAAGUGUGGCACGCCCUCGAGAAGGGAACAGAUUACAACACCAUCAAAGCCGUAGCUGGCGACUUCCCCUGGCAAGCCCGCGGCAUCUACUUCGACGCCGUCCGCGGUGCCCCUUCUGACCCCCACACCCGCACCCGCUUGUACAUCGGGCAGUCGACCAACCUCCGCCUGCGCAUCUCCCAGCACAGCAAAUUCCGGUAUCGGCGCGACAAUCCCAGCUUGCACUAUCAUGCGCUGCAUAAGAGCGACGACAACGCGUACGGCACGCUGGUCGUGCUGCCGAGUAAGGAAAUGGGGGGGAUGCGGCUGCCGGGCAUGGAUGACGAGGGCCUACUACUCGAUGUCAUGGAGAUGUGGAUGUGUCUGGUAUUUCGGUGUCUUCAGAAAGAAACGCUAGAGACGUGGCUUCCGGGAGAUGUCGAGAGGCGAGGGAAGCUCGGGGGGUUGAAUGUUUGGGCGCCGGUGGAGAGGUAUGACCGAGGAGGCGAGAUGGUGCAUCUGAGGGCUUCGGAAGAUUGGCUUGUGGCGGAGUGGGGGGAGUUGAAGAGGGGCGAGUGGAAGGAGAGGGUGAUGAAGGAGUUGGAUCUAGAGGAGAGGAAAGAAGAGAAACAUGUUGGGCCGCUGGCGGUAGAGGGAGCACCGCCCUGGGUGUAUGCGGUUGGGGGUGCGAUUGGGGGUGCGGCAGUGAUGUGGAUUGUUUUGAGGCGUGUGGGGGGCAGGUGAAGUGACUGUUUUUCAUGAGGAUGACUUCUUAGCACAUC